This is a messenger RNA of Spirometra erinaceieuropaei, 591 nucleotides long. NCBI's taxonomy places the organism in Eukaryota, Metazoa, Platyhelminthes, Cestoda, Diphyllobothriidea, Diphyllobothriidae. The record is from the annotation of a GenBank genome assembly.
AUGAUGGACUUAAUUCACUCUGAUUACCAGGGUUCCCGCCGAGGACGCACUCGUUCGGAUAAGAAUACCAAGGAAGCCAGCACGGACUGUCGCCUAAAAGGAGAAGAAGGCAAGACGAUACCCUUGAGUGGCUCGAUUACUACAUUGGUGGCAGCGACUACGGCGAACCCAACUGCCUCUUCUUCGUCGUCAACGACGGUCUCCGACCCCAUCCCAACUUCCUUUCGGUCCUUUGAUGGACGGACCGAUUUCCGCAGCUGGUUACGGCGCUUCUGCUUCCACACGAACGAGGUGCCACAGGACCAACGCUCCCGAUUAAUUUUUAAAUAUUUGGGAGACGACCAACUGGACAAGGCCCUUGACGCCGGGCUGUCAGUCUCCACACCUUUUGACACCUUGUGUGACGAACUUCAGAGACUGUUCCAGCCUAGAUUGGCGAUUGAGGGCGCGAUCCACCGCCUGCUACACCGUCGUCGUCAGUUCAGGGAAACACCUGACCAAUUCGCCGCGGAUCUAACGCAGCUGGCCUCCGACGCUUACCCGUCCCUCUCGGCGGCCGAUAGAGACCAGGUCGUCCUGUAUCACUUUUAA